This is a messenger RNA of Hemicordylus capensis (graceful crag lizard), 7578 nucleotides long. RefSeq names its product calcineurin binding protein 1 (gene CABIN1). Bases 357 to 6926 code for a protein of 2189 amino acids. NCBI's taxonomy places the organism in Eukaryota, Metazoa, Chordata, Lepidosauria, Squamata, Cordylidae. Gene Ontology annotation, biological process: chromatin organization. Gene Ontology annotation, cellular component: nucleus. The record is from RefSeq and is a predicted model, not a curated record. Gene Ontology annotation, molecular function: nucleosome binding; protein binding. The transcript has 37 exons.
GGAAGGCCGCUUCCCCCAAAGGGCAGGAAGUCCCACCCGCAGGCAACGGAGCUCUGAGUCUAGGGCUUUCUUCCGUCUAGGAUGGCCUUUUUGGCGGGAACGCAGACGGCUGCCUCGGCUCCACCUUUCGCCGCCCUUUCUCAGUACCCCGCUUUCCCAUUGGGCGGCCGCUGCCGGCCAAUGAGAGGCCGCCUUGCUGCCGGGGCCGGGUCCUCCGCCCCCUCCCCCUGGUCGGGUGUCCUGCUGCUCUCUCCGGUGAAGCAGCCACGCCUCCGCCUCUCGACAGGCGGGAGUCCGAUUCAAAUGUGAGCUGAUUCUUCAGAGGUGGUGAAGGACCACGAUUGCUCUCUGCAAACAUGAUCAGGAUUGCAGCACUGAAUGCUAGCUCUACUGUUGAAGAUGACCAUGAAGGGACCUUUAAAAGCCACAAAACUCAGACAAAGGAGGCACAAGAAGCAGAAGCAUUUGCCUUGUAUAAUAAAGCCCUGGACCUUCAGAAACAUGACCAGUUUGAAGAAUCGGCCAGAGCUUAUCAUGAGCUACUUGAGACUCGCCUUUUGCGAGAGGCAGUUCCAUCUGGGGAUGAGAGAGAGGGAUUAAAACAUCCAGGCCUGAUGCUAAAAUAUUCUACGUAUAAAAACUUGGCCCAGUUGGCAGCACAACGAGACGACUUGGAGACAUCCAUGGAGUUCUAUCUGGAGGCUGUAAUGCUGGACUCCACCGAUGUCAACCUGUGGUACAAGAUUGGUCAUGUGGCCCUCAGGCUCUUGCGCCUGCCUCUGGCACGACACGCCUUCGAGGAAGGGCUCGCGUGUAACCCAGAUCAUUGGCCUUGUCUAGAUAACCUCAUCACUGUUCUGUACACGCUCAGUGACUACUCAACAUGCCUGUAUUUUAUCUGCAAAGCGCUGGAGAGAGACUGCCAGUACAGCAAAGGCCUUGUCAUUAAGGAGAAGAUCUUUGAGGAGCAGCCGUGCCUCAGGAAGGACUCGUUAAGAAUGUUCCUGAAAGGUGACAUGUCGAUCCACGAGGUCCACGUGAGUCCGUCUGAAGCCAGAGCGGUCCUGGAGGAAGCCCUGGAGUUGCGCAGGAAGAGGCAGGCUCUGAUGGCGCGGAAGAGGGAGCCGGACCUGAAGCUUUUCCAGCCAAUUUCUCUCUUCACGUGGACCUGUCUAGGGGAGAGCUUGAUGGCCAUGUAUCAGCACCUGACGACCUGCGAGCCACCCCGGCCCAGCCUGGGCAAAAGAAUUGACCUCCUGGAGUACCAAGAUCUGGAGCAGGGCUUGGCUGUGCCUGCCAUGUCAGCUCCAGUCAGCGUUAUCCAGCCCAACCCCGUCAGCACUAACCCGGUGGUGUCCGUGACCGAGCCGUUGCUACCAUACACCCCAGUGACACCAAACUUCCCCAGUCCGAAUAUGCUGGAGUCAGUCAACCCCACAGGCGAUGCCUCUGCAGGCGACAAGUCGAAGAAGGGGGUCAAGCGGAAGAAAAUCACUGAGGAGAGCGGCGAGACAGCAAAGAGGCGGUCGGCCAGAGUGCGGAACACCAAGAGCAAAAAAGAGGAGAAAGUGGACUUCCAGGAGCUGCUGGUGAAGUUCCUUCCGUCCCGCCUGAGGAAGCUGGAUCCAGAAGAAGAGGAUGGUCCUUUCAGCAGCUAUGAAAUCCAGUCAGAGGCCAAGGAAGAGAAUUUCCAACACAUUGGCUCACACAGGAUGUCGUUUGACGCGACUGCCUGCAUGGAAUCUGAGAGGCAGGACGUGCAUAAAUUCCUCUUGGCGAACUUGAACAACGGAGGCAUCCUGGAGCUGAUGAUGAGGUACCUGAAGGUGAUCAGCCAGAAGUUCCUGGCGAAAUGGCCCCCUGGCUUGUCCGAGGUGGUCUUGAACAUCUACAACAGCUGGAGGAAGCACAGCAGCAGCCUGCCGAACCCACUCCUCAGGGACUGCAGCAACCAGCAUAUCAGAGAUAUGAUGCUGAUGAGCCUGUCCUGCAUGGAGCUGCAGCUUGAUCAGUGGCUGCUGGCCAAGGGGAAGAGCUCGACAGUGUCUCCCCGGAAUGGCCCUGCUUCUGCUGCUGGCUCUGCGAAUGGCAAAUUUGGUCCUGAUUUCCCAGGCACCCACUUCUUGGGGGAUUUGCUGCAGCUUUCUUUUGCCUCUUCCCAGCGGGACCUCUUCGAGGAGGGCUGGCUGGAGUUUGUGGUUCGAGUGUAUUGGCUGAAAGCCCGAUUCCUGGCACUUCAGGGCGACAUGGAGCAGGCCUUGGAGAACUAUGACGUCUGCACAGAGAUGCUCCAGAGCUGCGCUGCGGUGCAAGCCAAAGCUGGCCACGAGCAAAACGUCUUGAUCCGGUUGCCGAACCUCCACGUGGACUCCGUGGUCUCUUUGGAAGAGAUCGACAAGAACCUCAAGUCCCUGGAGAGGUGCCAGUCCUUGGAGGAGAUCCAGCGCCUGUACGAGGCCGGCGACUACCAGGCUGUGGUGCAGCUGCUCCGCCCAACCCUGAGCUUCAGCGGCUACGGCAGGACCAAGCACCUGGAGUUCGUCAUCUCCAUCCCAGAGAGGCCGGCUCAGCUGCUUCUGCUGCAGGACUCCCUGCUGAAACUGAAGGACUACCGGCAGUGUUUUGAGUGCUCCGAGGUUGCCUUGAACGAAGCUUUCCAGCAGAUGGUGAACAUGACGGCCGCUUCUGCCAAGGAGGAGUGGGUGGCCACCGUGACGCAGCUGCUUGCCGGGAUCGACUGCUCUCUGUCCUCAGACAGCAGCAGCCUGGACGAAGCUUCCGCCACACAGAGCCUCGUCCGGCUGACUAACAACCUCAUCCAGGUAAUAGACUGCAGCAUGGCAGUCCAGGAGGAGCCCAAGGAGCCUUUUGUGUCCUCCGUGCUUCCCUGGAUUAUCCUUCACCGAGUCAUCCAGCACGAAGAAGACAACGUCCGGUCCGUCUGCUUCCAGCGAGAGGAAGAGCAGCAGUUGCAGACCCUCAGCGAGGAAGGCGGAACGGCUCCGUCUCUGGACACGCCCAUGCUGCCCUCUUCCCUGAUGCUCCUCAAUACGGCUCACGAGUACCUUGGGAGGAGAUCGUGGUGUUGCAACUCUGACGGAGCCCUGCUGAAAUUCUACGUGCGGGUGCUGCAAAAAGAGCUUUUGGCCUCUACCUCGGAAGACACUCAUCCCUACAAAGAGGAGCUGGAAACGGCCUUGGAGCAGUGUUUUUAUUGCUUAUACAGCUUCCCAAGCAAGAAGAGCAAAGCCCGCUACUUGGAAGAACAUUCCACCCAGCAGGUGGACCUGAUGUGGAAAGAUGCUUUACUGAUGUUUGAGUACUUUAAACCCAAGACCCUUCCCGAGUUCGACAGCUACAAAACCAGCACCGUCUCUGCCGACCUGGCCAACCUCCUGAAGAAGAUGGCGACCAUCGUGCCUCGGACUGGCAAGCCCAUGCUGAGACUCGAGGAAGUGUCGAGCUACAUUGAAGGGACUCUGAGCAAGGUGCCGGCUCUCCCCGAGGGCGCAGACUACUCACCACCGGUUGUGACGGAGCUGUACUAUCUCCUGGCGGAUUACCACUUCAAGAACAAAGAGCCGUCCAAGGCCAUCAAGUCGUACAUGCAUGACAUCUGCAUCUGCCCUAACAGGUUUGACUCGUGGGCCGGCAUGGCUCUGGCUCGGGCCAGCCGGAUCCAAGACAAGCUGAACUCCAACGAGCUGAAGAGCGACGGCCCCAUCUGGAAGCACUCCACGCCGGUGCUGAACUGCUUCAAGCGAGCGCUGGAGAUCGACCGCUCCAACCUCUCCCUGUGGAUCGAGUACGGCUCCAUGUCCUACGCGCUGCACUCGUUUGCGUCGCGGCAGCUGAAGCAGUGGAAGUCGGAGCUGCCGCCGGAGGUGGUGCGCCAGAUGAAGGAGCGGCGGGACGGCAUGCUGGAGACGGCCAAGCACUGCUUCACGUCGGCGUCUCACUGCGAGGGGGACGGGGACGAGGAGGAGUGGCUGAUCCACUACAUGCUGGGCAAGAUUGCGGAGAAGCAGAAGCAGCCGCCCGUGGCCUACCUCCUCCACUACAAGCAGGCGGGCCACUUCCUGCACGAGGAGGCCGCCCGGUAUCCCAAGAAGAUCCACUACCACAAUCCGCCGGAGCUCGCCAUGGAGGCCCUGGAGGUGUAUUUCCGGCUCCAUGCCUCCAUCCUGAAGCUUGUGGGGAAGCCCGACUCUGGAGUCGAUGCUGAAAUGCUCGUCACGUUCAUGAAGGAAGCUGCCGAGGGGCCUUUUGCCAGGGGCGAGGAAAAGAACACCCCCAAAAUCGCGGAAAAGGAAAAGCUUUGCAUGGUGGACGAGGACUCCCACUCUUCUGCAGGAACCGUGCCGGGCCCUGGGACUUCCCUCCCCUCCCUCUCCGGUCCAGGUCUGACAUCCUCACUCUACACAGCUACUCCAGUUGACCACGAUUACGUCAAAUGUAAAAAAAGCCGUCAGCAGGCGACACCGGAUGACAGGAGCCAGGACAGCACAGCGGUGGUGCUCUCCGAUUCCAACUCGACCCAAGACAUGUUCACGGAGCCCGCCAACUCUCAAGACAGUGCCAAGAAGCCUUACCCGGAGAGAAGGCUGUUUGCGUCCUGCUUAGAAGCUGCUACCACCAUGCCGGGCAAAGAGACCCCAGGGCCUCCGGAGGAAAGGGCUCCAGGGAAGUCUGAAGAGCCCUUGGAAGGCUCUGAAUCGGCUGCCGCAGCCGAGCAGAAGCUGGACGCCCAGGUGCCCUCCGGCACCCCUCCCAAAGCCCCGGCACCCUCGCUCUCCCAGUGGGAUGCCAAGAGGCGAGCAGAGCCCUGCACAGACCCGUUUCCCCAGAGUCUCCCGGCGGACCUGGAGGAGCAGCGCAAGUUCGUGACGGAGCGGUGCGUCCGCUCGCUCCACGUAUGUCUCAGCCGCUUCCCUCAGCACUACAAGAGCCUCUACCGGCUGGCCUCUCUCUACACGUACAGCAGGACCCAUAAGAAUCUUCAGUGGGCUCGAGACGUGUUGCUAGGCAGCAGUAUCCCUUGGCAGCAGCUGAAGCACAUGCCGGCACAGGGCCUCUUCUGCGAGAGGAACAAGACCAAUUUCUUCAACGGAAUCUGGCGCAUUCCUGUGGAUGAAAUUGACCGCCCCGGCAGUUUUGCCUCUCACAUGAACCGCUCCAUCGUCCUUCUGCUGGAUGUCUUGUCGCAGCUGAAGGAUUACCACACCCUGCUGAAAGUCUCCUCGAUGCUACAGAGGACCCCCGACCAGGGGAAGAAGUACUUGCGUGAUGCAGACCGCCAGGUCCUGGCCCAGCGCGCCUUCGUUCUCACAGUGACGGUGCUGGAGGACAUGCUGAUUGAGCUCACCAAGGUCUCAGAAGAUCCGGACGCCAAGUACUGCAUCCUUUCAGGGACAAGGAUGACGACGGACGUCUCUAACAAAGCCAGUGCUGAAGAGGGGCAGGACGCCCUCCCCAAAAAGGCGGCGCUGUCUGAUGUGGGGGUGGCAGCGGCAGCAUAUGGUGCUGAGAAUGGGGUCAAAGACGUGGCCCCAGGGCAGCCUCCCCCCGCGCUAGACGCUGUGGAACUGGAGGCGAAGGCUGCCAAGGAGAUCUCCCGCCCAGGCUCCACGGAGCCCAUGGACUUGGACGGGUACGCCAACGACCUGGAAAAAACGGACACUUCCUCUAAAUGCCCGGAAUCUGUCCGGGCGCUGCCAGGCAGGAUUUCCAAGGACAAACCCUCCGAGAGCCGGACUGCAGAGCUCUCCCUGGAGGAGCUGAGCAUCAGCUCUAAGCACCAGCAGCUGGAGGGGGUGAAGGUCCGAGUCCAGGCAGGGCCGACGGAGGAGGUCAGCCAGAGGCCGAGCAGGAAGAGGAAACUGAUCGAUGAUGCCGAGUCGGGGAAGACCCUCCUCCUGGAUGCUUACCGUGUGUGGCAGCAGGGUCAGAAGGUCAUGACCUAUGACCUAGGCAAGAUUGAGAAAAUAAUGUCUGAGACCUAUAUGCUCAUUAAGCAGGUAGACGAAGAAGCAGCUUUGGAGCAAGCAGUCAGGUUCUGCCAGGUGCAUAUCGGAGCUUCUGCACAAAAGCAAUCCACGGGAGAAAUGCCAACCACUCCAAAGCAUACCCGGGACGCCAAGGAGUGCUUCUUCCCAGCAGCUCCUUCCUCUCUGAACCCUUCCUCCGUGGCUGCUGACGCCGUGGCUUCGGAAGUCCUCCUGAGACUGAGCGACUUGCACUCCAAGCCCAAGAGUGCCUCCCCUCCGCCCUCCUCCUCCGCCGGGGUGCUGCUGCUGCUGCCGCCCCCGCCCCCACAGGCAGAAGCAGGGGCAGAGCUCAUGGAAGAGGCUCCCGCCGUUUCUGGCCUCGCACGGGAGGAGGAAGACGAAGGGAAGUUGGACCAGCCUCUGGAAGGGCUAAGUUUCCAGCAGCAGGAAUCUCACCUCUGCCAGCAGAUGAAAAUGGCCACGGUGGCCACUUCCUCCAACCCUGCUCGCUGGCAAGUGGAGCUGGAGUCCGUGACCAGCCCAAGCGCAGGACAGGUCUGUAGCCAAGCCUCCAGUUCCAAGACAGAACUCGGUGUUGAUUUGCAGCCCGUGGGAAGCCAGCAGAACAAGGCCGACAGCAGCCGAGUGAAGCCCCGCGUCUUGCCCAACAUGCCAAAGCUUUUCAUCCCCUCGUCCAUCACCAAGUUCCCCCCCGAGAUCACUGUCACUCCACCAACCCCCACCCUCCUCUCCCCCAAAGGCAGCAUUUCUGAAGAGACCAAGCAGAAGCUAAAGUCUGCCAUUCUCUCGGCCCAGUCGGCGGCAAACGUUAAGAAGGAGAGCCUUUGCCAGCCGGCUCUGGAGAUUGUAGAAACUUCGAGCCAGGAGUCCUCUCUGGAGAGCGACACUGACGAAGAAGAGGACUGCAUGGAUGUCUGACCACUCUGCUGGACACGUGGCUUCCUCCAGCUUCUCACUGCAGCAUCACCGCCUGCCUGCCUGCCUGCCUGCCUCCAUCAGCUGUUCAUCUCCAUGGCCGCUCGCCUUCACCACUGCUGCCUCUGGUCUUGCCUCCAGGUCUCUGGCAUCCUCACCAGCACAAAGCAUGCCGGCCCCACUGGCCAGUCUUAGCCAGGCCUUUGCUUCUGAUCUUUGGCGUCUCGCAAGCUACUGGCAUCUUCUCACGCGUUCCCUCCUCUUGCAACUGGUGACUUUGGCAGAAGAAGGCACAACUUGGCUGGCUGAGCUGAGGGGCUGGCCCUGCCCCUCGUGACUAUCGGCAAAGCCCUGGCUGGCUUCUGUAGCUCAGUGGGGACUUAAAGGACCAGAGGGGAGAGGACAGUCUCUUCCGAUUCCCUUGGACAAGCUGCAAAAAGCCCCAGGGGUCACAGGUAUGGGGAAAUGGUAUGGAUUUCAGUACCAUUUUGGUUAUGUCUCUCUCUCUCUCGCUCACUCUCUUUCUUUUUUUAACAGAUUGACACACAAAAGGGGUGUGUGGUUUUGUGUGUGUGGUUUUCUAAAGGCUCCGUGGAGGGAUUAAGUCACAUUUCUAUGGGGGAAAUAAAGGAAACCCAAGCAUUUUUCUACUGAA